Molecule: messenger RNA, 998 nt
Organism: Prorocentrum cordatum
Lineage: Eukaryota; Dinophyceae; Prorocentrales; Prorocentraceae
Source: the annotation of a GenBank genome assembly
AAGGAGCUCUACGAGGUUCCCGGCGGUGACCGGGUUGCUGCUGUCCCUCCUCGGGGAUCUCAGCGGUGGCCUGGCCCGUCGGGGGCUUCCUCAAGCCUGUCUCCUCAGGCUGCCCCCUGGGCGGCCGUGUGCGCGCGGGCGGGCCGUGCAAUAAAUUCGGGUACUUCGUCGGCUGCGACGACCUUCUCUCCUUGGGCCUACAGACGAUAGGUGCUGGAGGCCAGCUCUGUUUGGCAUCAGAGGUGGGACUGACUUCAACGCAUAGGCUGACUUGUUGGGCCGAGCGCCGCCUCAGCAGGGCGACGAUGCAAGGGUUGGGCGGCACAGGGGCUCAACAGUCGAAGGACUGCUCCUUCCCGGCCGGCACCGUGGGCGGCGCGCCCCUGAAGAUCAGCUGGUUCCUGGUGAUUUUCUUUGUCUAUCAGCUGAUCGAUGCAGCAAACGCCAAGGGAGCUCCGAUCUGGCUCCGUGUGCUUCAAGUGGUGGUCGGCGAGCUCCUUCUGCUGCUGACAGUGCUCUGCCACGAGAUGGGGCACGGGACAAUGGCAAGAAGAAAAGGCGGAGAGAUUCAUGAGGUGCUGCUGUGGCCCUUCGGCGGCAUCUGCUUCACCACGCGCGCGCAGGGCCGGGGGCCUAGGGAGAAGCUGGUGGACGACCUGUGGAUCGUCGGGGCCGGGCCCGCGACGCACUUCCCCAUGGCAGCCGUGUGGCUCGCCCUCGUGAGUGUCAUGGUGGGGAUCUGCUCGGACGUGCACUUCCCCACGGCCAGCUGGCGGUACCUGAUUCCGUUCGCCAAUCAGACCCAGGCCCGUGCCCUCCCAGGGCGUUCCCGGUGCAGCACGGCCCGGACAUCUGCUUCACCACGUACACAGGCUACCUCCUGCACCACUUCUUCGUGCAGGCCGUGCAGCUCAACGUGCUGCUGUUCAUCUUCAACGUCUUCUUCCCGAUGUACCCGAUGGACGGGGCCAAGCUCAUCGUCUGCUCGCUGCAGCUGU